This is a messenger RNA of Soboliphyme baturini, 471 nucleotides long. Lineage: Eukaryota; Metazoa; Nematoda; Enoplea; Dioctophymatida; Soboliphymatidae. The record is from the annotation of a GenBank genome assembly.
AUGUCCGCAUCAUCGUCGGCAACUCGAAGCCGCGUCCCUGUCUCCUCUUCAUCCGCCACUGCUUCUUCAGGCCGUAAUCGUGUUGCCCUAAACGUCCUGAAUCUGGCCACCGCCAGUAGCAGUAGCGGCGAUGAGGGGGCCACGCUGGACAGUGGACCAGGCGUCAGCGUCCGACCGGUCACUUACCAACAGCUGGCGACGCGGUACGCACCCGGCGAACUGGUGCCCACUGGCUCGCCGAACUUCGUGUGUACCGCGUUGCCCAGCCACUGGCGUUCAAACAAGUCGCUGCCGGUAGCAUUUACGGUUUUCGCUUUGGGUGUCGUCAAGGACGGCACAAAGGUGUCGGUGAAAGCGGGCAACGAUGAAAACUUCUGUGCCGAAUUGCGUAACUGCACAGCGGUAAUGGCUAACCAAGUGGCCAGGUUCAACGACCUACGCUUCCUGGGCAAAAGCGGCAGAGGUAAUUAG